AUGCCGUCGCAAUUAAAAUCCCAUUCGUCCGUGUUAUCACCGCUGAUUGACUCCCCGUCUCUCCCUCACCCACCGUGGCCCUCCUCUCCCCGCCUCCUUUCCCCUCCCUCCCUCUCUCUCCCACACGCAUGCAUACAAACCGACAGGCUACGCGACCCCCCUCCCCUCCCCCCUUCCAUCAUUUUCCCAUCUCUUACUCACUCUCUUCCCUACAACAAACAUGGCCGCGAAAUCUGAUGGUGCACCCGUCUCUCUACGAAACGAAAUCCCACCCGAGUGUCCUUCCAGGUCGGACCCGCGGCCUCCCCAGCGCCGUCCCGUCGAGCAGCGCUACUCCCUGCCGGACUGCUGCUGGACGCUGUGCGCCCUUUUGGUCUUCUUCUCGGACGGGGCCUCAGACCUGUGGCUGGCCGCGGACUACUACCUAAGGAGGUACUACUGGUGCUUUGCACUGACUCUGGUCUUUGUGAUAGUCCCGUCCGUGGUCGUGCAGGCGCUGAGCUUCCGAUGGUUCGCCUACGAUUUCUCGGAAACCGUCGAGAGCGGCACGGCUGCGGCCGCCGUGGUGGCGGCGUCGGGAGCGGAGGAGCGCGACUUCAGCACCAAGGACAGCGGCGAGCGGGGCGCUGGCCGCUCUGCCGCGGCCGGGGUGCUGCCGGGGCCGGGCACCGGGGGAGGAGCCCGGGGCUGCUGCAGAGCCUUCAUGUGGCUCUUCCAGGCCAUCGUUCACAUUUUCCAGCUGGCACAGGUCUGGAGGUAUGUCCACGCCCUCUAUUUGGGCGUGCAGAGCCGCUGGCACAGGGACCCCGAGCGCCGUCACUACUACUGGCGCAUGAUGUUUGAGAGCGCGGAUAUCAGCAUGCUGCGUCUGCUCGAGUCCUUCCUGAAGAGCGCCCCUCAGCUGGUGCUGCAGCUCAGCAUCAUGAUCCAGACCAGUCAGGUCCUGCCCCUUCAGGGGCUUUCAGCUUCUGCCUCGCUGAUAUCCCUCGCCUGGAUGGUCGCCUCCUAUCAGAAAGUCCUGAGAGACUCCCGAGACGAUAAGCUACCCAUGACCUACAAGGCCGUCAUAGUUCAGAUUCUGUGGCACCUGUUCACCAUCGGGGCCCGCACUCUGGCCUUCGCCCUCUUCGCCUCCGUGUUCCAGCUUUACUUUGGCAUCUUCAUCGUGGCCCACUGGUGCAUCAUGACGUUUUGGAUAAUUCAAGGCGAAACGGACUUCUGCAUGUCCAAAUGGGAGGAGAUCAUCUAUAAUAUGAUGGUGGGCAUCGUGUACAUUUUCUGCUGGUUCAGUGUGAGAGAGGGACGUACUCGCUGCAGGAUGCUCAUCUACAGCCUGAGCGUGUUCAUCGAGAAUGUGGCGCUCACCACUGCCUGGUAUCUGUACCGCAGCCCUCGUACCUCAGACUUCUACGCCGUCAUCAUGGUGUGUGUGGUGGCCAGCAGCUACGCCCUGGGCACCUUCUUCAUGUUUGUGUACUACUGUCUGCUGCACCCUGACGGCCCCGUCUCAGGGUGGGGUUAUAUUGUGGAGAAGGAGGUGCCUGUGGAGUCGCUGGCCUCCCCAGCUUCCAGCCACCCCCCUGACCUGGUGAGCAGCCCGCCCAGGACCCUUCAGAGAACUAAAGGGUCUGACAGAGAGCAGGGGCCUGGGAUAGAUGGAGACGUGUUUCAGGUGCGACCACCUCGGGGGGCUCAGGCACCAGUGACCCCACUCACACCCAGGACAGAGGGGCCUGUCAUCCGAAUAGACCUGCCCAGGAAGAAGUACCCCGCCUGGGACGCCCACUUCAUCGACCGCCGGCUGCGUAAAACCAUCCUGGUGCUCGAAAGCGCUGCCCCGGUCACGCCAAGGAUUCAGUACCGCUGUCUGGGCACACCCAAAGAAGUGAUGGAGUACGAGACCACCGUGUGAAGUGCUGAUGGUGCUGUGACUCAGCUCGCUGCCGUGCGGACACCCUGCCUUAAAUAAUAUGGCAGGUGGAUGACUCUCACUGAGCAGUCUGUUGCAGCUCCACGCCUGCUUGAUUGCUCUCUGUACCGGAGACACACGGGCGGAGGAAGGGACGGCGUGUGGUGUCUUUAUUUUUUACAAAGGCAGAGUGCUGUGAUGUUGUCUAAUGAUGGUGCAUAUUUCGGUUUCUGUGUCAUUUUCUCAGGUCAGGGUGUUGGUACAGGCAGAGGUCGACUUUAGCGGCGAAGCUCGCUGUCCAGUGGACUCAGAGAGAAGCACAGGUGGGCAGAGAAGUGGAGCUGUACGAUUAUCAAUCAGAGGCAGAAAGUCCUCCUCAGUGAAGGUGCUUCAGCACAUCCUCUCAAGGCAGUCGACGACAGAGACGAGCCUUCAACAUGCAUGAUUAUUUAUGGCAGCUAGAACUGAAACGUCACCGAGCGAGACGUGAAGGAGCGAGUGGGAGAGGAGAUGGGAAACGCGCACUGUAAUUUUAAACACAAUCUACGAUAAGUACAACACAGGCACUGAUAAUCACAAUCAUGGUUUUCCAUAGCUAUUCACUCAUGUUGAAGGAGUCUCUGAGAAUGCUGCUUCAAAUCCGAAAGGGCGGUUCAAAAGCAACAUUUGAGCUGAAUGUAAAAAACAAAACAAAACAAAAUAAAAAAAAAACAGUUGAAAAUGUGAUUUAUUUGUGACAAGGCUUUUGAGCAUUUUUCAUGCUGUUAGUGAGAUUUACAACAUUCCUGUGGUACUAUAUUUGUUUUCUGAGGUAAGCUAGAACAAAAAAAAAAGAAAGAGAGACAGAGAGAUUUGUGUGUGUUUACAAGCAAACUGUUGUUUUUGGGACACGCCAUCACUAUUAUUCCAAGAAGAUGCACCUUCAUUCAGAAUGUGUACGUGCUGAACAAUAACUACAUUAUGAUUUACACUGACAUGUACGGGAUGUAUUCUACUGAUAGGACUCAACAGUUGUAUUUUCAUAUUGCAUCCAUCUCACACAGCGAUGGAAACAGGACAGACAUGAAUUUCCAUGUAAAUUGAACUGUACAAUGAAGAAGAAGUUUCAGCGGGACAGCAGUGUCUGUAAUUGUUCUGUAUCCAUACUUUGUUAUCUGGGGAAAGAAAUGGAAAAGAAAAAAAAAAAAGAUGGCCACAGACUCCAGACUCCUAACAGAAUAUCUUUGAUAUUGCCGAUGGUUAAGGCAUGCGGUACUUUUGCUAACGCUUUAGUUUACAGGUCUGUUAUUUCCGUAUAAUUUCCUCAAACCCUUCUUAGCAAGAAACAUUUAAUUUGGUAUUAGUUUUAGGGGUAAUAUAGCAACAACGUACAGCAUUGCUUAUUAAUUAUUGAAUAUCAAAUUAGUUGUUCAUUUCUGGAGGAAUUUCCUUGAAAGAACUGCUUUGUUUAAAUCCAAGAAAUGAUUUAUUACUCACACAUGCAUCGUUGGAAAUUUUAUUUUCCUCAUAUGUUGUAUUACCUGUAUGACCUGCCACAGGCCAACCACAAGAGUCAAGGUUACACUAGCUUAGCAUUUAAUUGGAACUGAUUAUUUGGUAUCUUGUAAGUUGAAUGCUGUCUGUAUUUUAAUUAUAAUCAGUGAUGAGAUGCAAAGUUCUUUCCAGGAAAUUAUGAAGAAUUUAUGGACCUGUAAAAUAAAGUGUCAGUGCACUUUCAUUUAUCAGGGUUGUUUUUCUAGAGCAUAGUCACAAGUGGGAAAUAUCUGAACUCUGUAUGUGUGUCUGUACGUGUUUGCGUGUAUGUGAGCUCACAUACCAGCAUGUGUAUGGGUGUA
Molecule: messenger RNA, 3744 nt
Organism: Scatophagus argus
Lineage: Eukaryota; Metazoa; Chordata; Actinopteri; Scatophagidae
Gene: xkr7a
Product: XK related 5-like
Exons: 3
Coding region: 221-1912 (563 amino acids)
Biological process (GO): phosphatidylserine exposure on apoptotic cell surface; engulfment of apoptotic cell; apoptotic process involved in development
Cellular component (GO): plasma membrane
Source: RefSeq, a predicted model, not a curated record